CGGGUGGGGCGGGGCUCGCUAUCCGGAGCGAAUGAGGAACGGUUUGAAAAUGGCGGGAAGGGGGCCGAGUCAAAUGUGGGGCGGUUGAGCAACAGCUCUGUCCUCGGGAAGGUGAAGCCACGUCUGAGGUUUCUAGACAGUGGGUACACUUUUGCUCAUCAAGAUGUCUGCCAAAGUGAUGGUUUACGAAACCCAGUUCUUUGGCUUCACCCCUCAGACGUGCAUGAUGCGGAUGUAUCUUGCGUUCCAAGACCAUCUCUUUCACAUGAUGCUGGUAAUCGAAGAGGUGAUGCUGAAGAAACUGCAGAGCAUGCGCUGCUCUAAGCUCACAUCUUCUUCGAUCCGUAGAAGCAGUGAGAAAUUUCUUGCCUAUAUGAGGAAGCAUUUUGACCAGCUCUUUGGCAAAAUGGAACAGCUGUUGCUAAAGGUGGUGUUAACCAUCCCUGAUAAUGUUUUGCUUCCUGAAAAUAAAUGCCAGGAUCAAUACCGCUACACUGCAAGUGAGUUUCAGAAGCUGCAGGAGGAGAUCUGUCACUUGGAGCACCGUGUCAAGGUUGAAACGUCUGCCCAGCAAGCUCUGAAAACAGAGCUGGAAGAGCAGAAAGCCACUCAGGAGCAGCUAGAAAAGAUCCUUCAGUGGUUUGAUAGCCUUGAUAAUAUCUGCCGAGAACAUGGGACCAGCAACCUCAAAGAAAGUUUUGCCUUCUUGAAGGGGAAUUCUGAAAAGUUGCAAACUGUAAUGCAGGAAGCUGAAGAUAAAAGCAAGAAGUUGCACAAGAAGUGAUUGAGCUAAGGAAGCACAAGAGUAGAAAGGGUUUGCCAUUAAACUAAUAAGUCUUUUGUUAUUCAAAAAAUAAAUUUGAAUUGUCCUAAUAGCAAAUUCUGAAAGGAUGAUCUCUGAACCACUAUAAAUAUGAUGAACUCAGAGCUUUCAUUCUGUCCCUUAUGUUAAUUAUCAGUAAAGGUCAACAGGCAUGACUUUUAAGUAGCAGAAAGAAAGAUCUAUGAGAUUUUCAUCCAUCAACUCUAGAGUACCAUUAAAUUUUAUAUGUGUAUUUUUAUGUACAAUUUCUGCCAGAAAAGUAAGGGGAGAAGAAGGUUGCAGGCCGGUCACCAAAGGUUUCCAAAACCUACAAUAAUAGCAUCUUCUUGAAUUUACCCUUGUUUAGUUUAUGGGAUUUGAAAAUCAGGAGUAGCUAGAUCUUCUGGGAAAUGCAUUUGGGAUUUUAGGCUUCUAUCCUGUGCUCUCCCUAAUCUGGCUUUUGAGGCAGUUUAUAAUAAAAUACUGCAAUACAAAAUGUGUAAUACAAGUAAAACUAAAACAUCCAGCAGGAUCUGUUAAUGGAGAAUAAGACCACUGACCUUGCUAUAUAUGAACAAAAUUAGUACAAAUAUACAUUUGCCCCGUACUGUAGACAGUAAGGGAAAGCCUUUCCAAAUGCACCCAAUGUAGGAGAUAACAGUUGUAUACAAGAGAGACCUGACACGAAGCUGCUAUAUACCAAGUCAGACUAUUGGCCUAUUUAGCCCACUAUUCUUAGCUCUGAGUGUCAACUGAUCUCUAGGUUCACUCAGGCAAAUGUCUUUCCCUUUCAAAUCAAUUUUAAUAUGAGAUGGAUUUGAACUGUGAAACUUCUGCUUGCCAAGCAUGUGUUUUACAACUGAGCAUGACACCACUGAUUCUUAUACUUUUUUGA
Molecule: messenger RNA, 1697 nt
Organism: Eublepharis macularius
Lineage: Eukaryota; Metazoa; Chordata; Lepidosauria; Squamata; Eublepharidae
Gene: MIS12
Product: MIS12 kinetochore complex component
Exons: 2
Coding region: 164-784 (206 amino acids)
Biological process (GO): kinetochore assembly; mitotic cell cycle; mitotic sister chromatid segregation
Cellular component (GO): nucleus; chromosome, centromeric region
Source: RefSeq, a predicted model, not a curated record